Messenger RNA from Macrosteles quadrilineatus (aster leafhopper), 1569 nucleotides. RefSeq lists its product as uncharacterized. Bases 1 to 1569 code for a protein of 522 amino acids. The transcript has a single exon. Gene Ontology annotation, molecular function: nucleic acid binding. The record is from RefSeq and is a predicted model, not a curated record. Lineage: Eukaryota; Metazoa; Arthropoda; Insecta; Hemiptera; Cicadellidae.
AUGGAAAGAAGAGGAGGCGCUAGUGUUAAUAAACGAGGGCGUCCUCGCGUUCGGCCAGUGAGACCAUCACCUUACACCAAAGUUGGCCAGGGAUCUGCUUUACGCAGCCAGUCACGGGAACUUGUGGUUAAUGUACGGAAUUUUUUUCAGCGAGAAAAGGAUAACAGGGCUAUCUUAAUACCAUUAGAGAGGGUAGUAGACAGAUCCGCAGCAGCGUUAGGUCUAAAUAAAAAUACAGUCGUUGCAAUAUGCAAGGAGAAGGAAAAACUUAUUAAUGAGGUUGGUAAUGCCACUACGACCUUACAGACACCUGGAAAAAGGAGAAAGAAACAGAAAACCGUCACUGCCAUAGAUGGUUUCCAACAGGAUGCUAUUCGCCGGCAUAUAUAUGAUUAUAUUAGGAAAAAAGAGCAUCCUACAAUUAAAAAACUCUUGAUUUCAUUAAGGGACGCAAAUUUAUUUAGAGGCAGCAGUUUUUCUCUCAAGAGUGUUUUAGUUACUUUGGGGUUUGAGUAUAAAAAGUUGAAUCGGAGGAGAAUUUUAUUGGAACGAAAUGAUAUUGUUGCUUGGCGUUGCCGGUUUCUGCGGGAGGUGAAAGAUUUGAAUUUCGAUAAGAUAGUGUGGUUAGACGAAACAUGGGUGAAUACCGGCCACACCCUCGCUCGAGGAUGGACUGACGAGACAACUGAAGGUACGUUAGCAGCUCCUAUUGGUAAAGGUAGUAGGUUGAUUUUGCUGCACGCUGGAACAUCUGAAGGGUUUGUUCCUAACUGUUGUUUAUUGUUUUCUUCAAAGAAAACCACAGACUACCACGAAGAAAUGAACCAUGAUACAUUUUUUAAAUGGUUCACAGAAUCACUUCUGCCUAACCUUUCAACCCCAUCGGUUAUUGUUAUGGACAAUGCCCCAUACCAUUCCAAGAUUUUGGAUAAGGCUCCAACACAAGCCAACAAAAAAACAGAAAUUCAGGAAUGGCUCAGUGAGCACAACAUACAGUUUGAGGAACAUUUAAGAAAAGCAGAAUUAUUAGAACUAAGUGACAGGUAUAAACCAACGACCCCCAAGUAUUUAAUAGAUGAGAUGGCCAAGGCCCAAGGACACAAGAUCGUCAGGCUCCCACCUUACCAUUGCCAUUUCAAUGCAAUUGAAAUGGUUUGGGCGCAAGUCAAGGGACACGUUGCUCGAAACAAUAAAGCAUUUAACCUAACUGAAAUUAAAAGAUUAACCGAAGAAGGCAUUGGACAAGUGACAAGCGUAGAAUGGACGAAUAUCGUAAGACACACAAAAAAAAUAAUUUUAGAAGCGUGGGCACAAGAGGGUCUCAUUGAAACAGCAGUUGAAGAACUAAUAAUACACGUGAAUGGAGAUGACAGUGACAGUGAAAAUAGUGACCUUGAGGAUUUUUCUGAUGAAUACAGAGUGCAAACUGACGAAGGGACACAGGAAAUAUAUGUCAACCAAACGUAUGCUGAUUACGGAGCAGAUGAUAGCGAUGAUGACUUCGAUGGAAUAAAUCCACUGCCAUCCACAUCCACUAACGAAAACGUCCUAGACUUUUCACAAUAUUAG